CCAACUCGCAUCGCAAUGAGAUCCUUUCUGGUAAUAUGUGCCCUGGCUUUGGCUACUCCUGCUAUCCUGGCCCGCACCAUGGAUCGGUGCUCCUUGGCUCGGGAGAUGUCCAACCGGGGCGUUCCUCGUGACCAAUUGGCUCGUUGGGCCUGCAUUGCCGAGCACGAGAGUUCCUACCGGACUGAAGUGGUGGGUCCACCCAACUCGGAUGGAUCCAACGACUACGGCAUCUUCCAGAUCAACGACCUCUACUGGUGCCAGCCGCCCAGUGGCAAGUUCUCCCACAACGGCUGUGGUUUGGGAUGCAACGAGUUGCUCUCGGACGACAUCACCAAUUCCGUGAGAUGUGCCCAAAAGGUCCUGGGGCAACAGGGCUGGGCCGCUUGGUCCACCUGGCAUUUCUGCAGUGGAAACCUUCCUCCUAUUGAUGACUGCUUCAAAUAGAGGAGUAAAUUCGUUACAACAAACCAAAUACUUUUAUUCGCAAUACACCUUUUGUAACCUUACACAUUUAUAUAUGGACUCACCUUAAUAAAAAUAUAUUUAUCCUUGCA
Molecule: messenger RNA, 554 nt
Organism: Drosophila rhopaloa
Lineage: Eukaryota; Metazoa; Arthropoda; Insecta; Diptera; Drosophilidae
Product: lysozyme X-like
Exons: 1
Coding region: 16-444 (142 amino acids)
Molecular function (GO): lysozyme activity
Source: RefSeq, a predicted model, not a curated record